GUGGGGCGGGGACCGCCGCUCUUUCUGGCACGUGGGACCCUGCGUGGCUGGGCAUGGAACUAGGGGACCGGGAACCGCUGCUGUGGUUCCUGGAAGGGACCAGCACAUGGAGUAUGUGAGGGGGGCACCCUAAAGGGGAACGGACGCCAGGAGAGGUCGCCGCAGGGUGCGGCCUCGUAACUGGUCCUGCAGUCGACUCAGUGCCGGCAGGAGAGCCCAUUACGUGACUCUGUCCUGCCAGCCCCGGCUCCCAGCCCUAGUGGUGAGCAAAACUGGACGGUGAGGGUGGCUGCUGGUGUGCUGUUGAACUUUGUCUCCUCUGGAACGUGGAUCUUGGAGCCCUCCAGGCAGCGGCUUGCCCUGAAAAAUGCUGGAGGCUGGGUGCGGGGGGGCCCCAGGCUCAGGAACCUGUUCUUCCUGUUUCCUGCCUCAGUCCCAGCAGCUGGUCCAGGCCUGAGAAUUUAUGAGUGAAGGACUGGAGCAGGCACUGAGCAUCCUUACCACACCAAGAGCAGGAGCUGAUUGGGUCCAGGGCAAUGGCAGCAGACCUGGACCCCUGGAAUAGCACCAUUAAUGGCACAUGGGAGGGGGAUGAACUUGGCUAUAAGUGCCGCUUCAAUGAGGACUUCAAGUACGUGCUGCUGCCCGUGUCAUAUGGCGUGGUGUGCGUGCUCGGGUUGUGCCUGAACGUCGUGGCUCUCUACAUCUUCCUGUGCCGCCUCAAGACCUGGAAUGCCUCCACCACGUACAUGUUUCACUUGGCGGUUUCUGACUCUCUCUAUGCAGCCUCCCUGCCGCUGCUGGUUUACUACUAUGCCCGGGGUGACCACUGGCCAUUCAGCACCGUGCUCUGCAAGCUGGUGCGUUUCCUCUUCUACACCAACCUCUACUGCAGCAUCCUCUUCCUCACCUGCAUCAGCGUGCACCGGUGCCUGGGUGUCUUGCGCCCUCUGCACUCCCUGCGCUGGGGUCGGGCCCGCUAUGCCCGCCGAGUGGCUGCUGUGGUGUGGGUUCUGGUGCUGGCUUGCCAGGCACCUGUGCUCUAUUUCGUCACCACCAGUGCACGGGGGACCCGCAUCACCUGUCACGACACCUCUGCCAGAGAGCUCUUCAGCCAUUUUGUGGCCUACAGCUCCGUCAUGCUGAGUCUGCUCUUUGCUGUGCCCUUUUCAGUCAUCCUGGUCUGUUACGUGCUCAUGGCCCGGCGGCUGCUCAGACCCGCUUAUGGAACUACAGGCCUGCCUCGGGCCAAGCGCAAGUCUGUGCGAACCAUUGCCCUGGUGCUGGCCGUCUUUACCCUCUGCUUCCUGCCUUUCCAUGUCACCCGCACCCUCUACUACUCCUUUCGAUCACUUGACCUCAGUUGCCACACCCUCAAUGCAAUCAACAUGGCAUACAAGAUCACCCGGCCAUUGGCCAGCGCCAACAGUUGCCUUGACCCUGUGCUCUAUUUCCUGGCAGGGCAGAGACUGGUCCGUUUUGCCCGAGAUGCCAAGCCACCCACAGAGCCUAUCCCUAGCCCCCAGCCUCGUCGCAGGCUGGGUGUGCACAGGUCUCACAGAACUGACACAGUGAGGAAAGACGUGUCAAUCAGCAGUGAUGACUCAAGGCGGACAGAGUCCACACCAGCUGGGAACGAGACUAAGGACAUUCACCUAUAGGUCAGAGCCCCUCAGGCGUGUGCUAAUUCAUGUGAGGAAGCUGCAGGGGACCAAGGCCUGUUCAGUAGGCUGAUGUCCUCCAAUAGAGAUCAUCAGCAAUUCUCUUCCUGUGGUCCCAAAGUCCCCAAUCAUUUGAAAGUGUGAGCUGGGAAAUCAUAUGUUAAGAAAGGCAGUAACAUCUGACCUCCAUGCAGACAGCUGUCAUUUCUGCCAAGGUUGGGGUUCAGGCAGGCUGAGGUUCAGCCUCCUAAAUCUAAGGGAGAAUCAAGCCCAGAGAAGACGCAGCAGGACCAGGAGUGGGAUCAAAGGUACUGGAGGACUCCUGUAGGUAAGCAGGGCUGAGUUCCCAUGGUGGCCUGGGAUGGAACAACUCGGCUCAGAGGAAGAUCCUCCUCAGGCCAAAAGACAAACAUCUGAGAACUGACGUUGGAUCCAUCUGGAAGCUCCCCUGGUCUGGAAGCCAGGUGGAAAUCAUAAUUUAUAUCAAAGGCUGUGCUGCUGCAUGGUCAAAGAACAGGGCCUGACCUACACAAAGGCCUAUUAUCUCCGCCACUUGCCUUCCGACCACUGUCUCCCGGGAGUCUCGCAUCAAGGAUCUCUCUUCAAACCCAGGUCAACCCUGCUUUUAAGCCACUUAUCUUUGGUAUUGUACUAUGCCGAGAGCAUGGAGAAGAGUCAAGUAGGGUUCUAGUUCUUGGGGUUCCCCGAUUCACAUAACUUCAAUGUGUCGGUAAAAAUGUCAAACCAUUUA
Messenger RNA from Phodopus roborovskii (desert hamster), 2412 nucleotides. It is a transcript of the gene P2ry2, whose product is annotated as purinergic receptor P2Y2. Bases 537 to 1661 code for a protein of 374 amino acids. Gene Ontology annotation, molecular function: A1 adenosine receptor binding; G protein-coupled purinergic nucleotide receptor activity; G protein-coupled UTP receptor activity. Lineage: Eukaryota; Metazoa; Chordata; Mammalia; Rodentia; Cricetidae. The record is from RefSeq and is a predicted model, not a curated record. The transcript is spliced from 3 exons. Gene Ontology annotation, cellular component: plasma membrane. Gene Ontology annotation, biological process: phospholipase C-activating G protein-coupled receptor signaling pathway; blood vessel diameter maintenance; positive regulation of mucus secretion.